Contarinia nasturtii (swede midge) is the source of this 658-nucleotide messenger RNA. RefSeq lists its product as uncharacterized. Gene Ontology annotation, molecular function: calcium ion binding. The transcript has 3 exons. Lineage: Eukaryota; Metazoa; Arthropoda; Insecta; Diptera; Cecidomyiidae. The record is from RefSeq and is a predicted model, not a curated record. The coding region runs from base 132 to 632 and encodes 166 amino acids.
UGACAAAUCCGUCAAAUCGUUGAAAAUAAUUAAAAAUUCAGUGUGACAAUGUGUUUCAUGCAAAAAUAAAAGUGAACAAUAUUAAUUUUCGCCAAAAAAAGUGAAUUUGUAGAAAAAAAGUCUUAAAUACUAUGAUCAUUCAUAUUGUGACGUAUUUUUUUCAAUCUCAAAUGGAAUUUGAUGGUCAAUUCAUGCAGGCGUUUCAACGUCACGACAAGAAUGCCGAUGGCUAUAUCACAGCGAUUGAAUUAGUAAAACUUUUUAAAGAUUUGGGAAAACCUGUUGAUUUGGAUCAGCUGGAAACUGCAUUCCAAAACACUGGAAAUAAUGAUAUUGGACCAUACAGUAUUGAACAAUCUCGCAGUAUUUACAAUUAUGUAUUAAACCAUGAUGAUGUUUCCAUGGCGAGCCCAAAAGGUAGCCCGAUGUCAGAUAUUUCCGAACCAUCGUCCCUAAUAUUGGAUAAUCUAAACAUGGCAUUGGAACAUCGAGACUUGGAAAACAUCCACAGUUGUGUGGAAGAAGCACGAAGAUUACUUCUUAAAAAAAACAAAAGAGAUAGGUGUAAAAAAAAAAAAAACCAAUCGCUCCUUUUCAAAGCACUAAACAACCAUUUUAAUAAAAAAAUAUAACAAUCAGAAUUAACAAACAAGAAAAA